Molecule: messenger RNA, 1616 nt
Organism: Astyanax mexicanus (Mexican tetra)
Lineage: Eukaryota; Metazoa; Chordata; Actinopteri; Characiformes; Acestrorhamphidae
Product: zinc finger protein 239-like
Exons: 3
Coding region: 188-991 (267 amino acids)
Biological process (GO): central nervous system development; regulation of transcription by RNA polymerase II
Cellular component (GO): nucleus
Molecular function (GO): RNA polymerase II cis-regulatory region sequence-specific DNA binding; DNA-binding transcription factor activity, RNA polymerase II-specific
Source: RefSeq, a predicted model, not a curated record
CGGUAUAAAUUAUAAAGAAGAAGAAAAAGAAAAGGUGGAGGAAGAGGAAUAGAGCACGAAAUUGCUGGAUGGAGAGAAACAGGAGCAGAACUGAUGAAGUAGGGGGCGGUAAUGCACCUGUAGUUGACCUGCUAACACCACAAAUCCGCCAUAAACAAAAAGAGGAAGAGAAGUACGGAUCUGCUGGAUGGAGAGAAACAGGAGCAGAACUGAUAAAGGAAACGAGAAAGUUUCAGCUAAUCUCCAUAAAAACAUGCCUAAAGUCUGUCGCAAGUCAAAGAAGAAGAAGAAAUCCAGCAAGAAGAAGAGGAACUAUCACUGUUCAGACUGUGGGAAGAGUUUCUUCGUAGAGAGUCAACUGAAAAUACACCAGCGUUAUCACACCGGAGAGAAGCCGUAUCAGUGCUCGGACUGCGGGAAGAGAUUUACGAUACUGAGUCAUCUCCAGCGACACCAGGUCGUUCACAGCGAGGAGAAACCGUAUCAGUGCUCACAGUGCGGGAAGUGUUUUAAUUUAGAGAGCACUCUCCAGUCACACCAGCGAAUUCACACCAAAGAGAAACCGUAUUCCUGUUCAGACUGCGGGAAAACCUUCAGAGAGGGCGGUUCCCUCAAAAGGCAUCAGCGUAUUCAUACUGGAGAGAAACCGUAUCAGUGCUCAGACUGCGGUAAAAGCUUCAAUCAACUGGGAACUCUUCAGGCUCACCGGCGAAUUCAUACCGGAGAGAAACCGUAUCAGUGUUCAGAGUGCGGGAAGAGUUUUACCCAACACAGUAAUCUCAGAAUUCAUCUCCACAUGCACUCUGGAGAACGACCGUUUGAGUGUGAACACUGUGGGAAGUACUUCGCUCUACAGAAUAAUCUCUAUCUUCACCAGCGAAUUCAUACCGGAGAGAAACCGUAUUUCUGCUCGGACUGCGGGAAGAACUUCAGACACUCAAACUCUUUGAGGACUCAUAAGUGUAUAAAGUUAGAGGAAGAUUCUUCAUGACUUAUUACAAGAUGAGCUUAAUGAGUAUCAAAAACAGUAGCGAAAAGUUGGAAGUUGAGUUCUUUGAAGUGAACAGUCCGUAAGGUUUUUUGUUCAGAAUGAGUAUUUGCACUGAUCAUACUGAAGAGACUCUUUAUUACGCGUCUCUUUUAUCUCUUCAGCUCUUCUUUUUUAUUCUAGUUCUGAUUUCCUUUAGUUUUAAUGAUGUGUGAAUCAGCAGAUUAAAACAACUGUAGUGACGGUAGCUUUUGUAUCUGUUCCAUUAGCAUCACCACAAGUCCUCAGGUAAAAAAGCUAAAGCUAAAGCUGUUAUAGCUAAAAAGGAAAAAAAAUAUCAGAGACAAAAAAAAAUACAUACAGGGGUUGGAGAAUGAAACUGAAACACCUGUCAUCAUUUUAGUGUGGGAUUUUAGGUUUCAUGGCUAAAUUGGAGCAGCCUGGUGGUCAAUCAUCAUUAAUUGCACAUUGCACCAGUAAGAGCAGAGUGUGAAGGUUCAAUUAGCAGGGUAAGAGCACAGUUCUGCUCUAAAUAUUACAAUGCUCACAACAUUAUGGGGGACAUACCAGAGUUCAAAAGAGGACAAAUUGUUGGUGCACGUCUUGCUGGAGCAUCUGUGACCAAGAC